UAUCAACACCGAAUCCCGUGACUCUUGUCUGCUGACUCAUCUGCGUCAUUCUCCACUCUCUCUCCACCCAGUUCGUUUCUCUACCGAAAUCGCAACGCCAUGCCUUCGGAAGGCAAAAAGGCAAACCCAGACGUCGAAUGCGGCGACUGACAAAACGAGACGGCGCCUUUUUUCGGCGACAAGAAAUCGCGAGUGAAUUCCGGCUCUCCAUACGAAAGCGACAGCACAGAUGGAAAGUCGAAGAAGGGCGGCAAAGGCGGCAUGAUCAUUUCCUUUCUAACGCUUGUGUUUUCAGUGCCAGCGCUCAUUGGCGCAUGAUGUUGGCCCGCGCUGGUCAUUGGCCUCUUCUCGGGUACAGUGACUGCGGCGGCGCGUUCGAUUGGUCACAUUGUGGGGCUCGUUAUCACUGCGACGAUGCUGCUGCUGUUGAUUAUCUAUAUUGUGUACAAGUUGAGGGAUCGGCGCGGACCGGAUAGGUAUGGUCCGUUGAUUCUGGUGCUGUUUGCGACCGCUUUCAUUAUGGGAGAGCCGAUGAGGCAUAUACUGCAGGAUCACGGAUAUUGGCCGAGUUACAUGCGGAAUGGAAUGGGUUCUGCUCAAUAUCUCUACGGUUGCACUGACGAGUCGGUUCAUUGCCUCACACCAGUCGGCAUUCUCUUCACAAUGGUCUUAACGUACGUUGGAUUUCUCUUCCUAGCAGUUGGCGUCAUGUGGAACGCAAACAUCAUCCAACAAUGUCGCAAGAUACGACAGAAGUGGAGAGAACUGAGAUCCUAACUUUUCUCGGUUCGCAAUAGACUUUACAAUGAAUGGUCUGUUUACUAGUUUUUCUGGCUAUGUCUUCGUUAUGACGUCAUCCUGUUAAACCUUGAAGGCAGGAAUGACCGAUGCUAUUGGAUGCCAUACCAGAGAGCUUUUAUUUUCUACUCGAGAUUCAAAACAGAGAUGUUUUCUGAGAACGAUUGUUUUAAUGAUGAUUGUUAGGUAAAGCUUUUGUUGCUAGCAGUCUGACGAAAUACAGUUUUUCUCGGUUCCGACCACGUGGUGUGACUAGUGCGCAUGCUCGGUAUUGACAGGAUGUGGAAAGUGGGCGUCUCUCUGCUGGUUGUGGUUUUGUCUUGUUGCAAGGCGAAAUCGGAUCAGAGUCAGUGUAGUCGUAGAAGCGAAGACGGAAAUUGCUUAGACGAGGCACAGAAUCGGGUGAUCGACAGAUAUUCAAAAGUUGGUCGUUGGGAGAAAUAUUUGACAAAAAUUUCGGAAGCUGUGUCGAAUUAUGAGCCAUGCAGCAGCGACAAAUGUGGCAGUGGUUGCUAUGCAUCUGUUAUUGAAGACGAUUUGAGUGUAUGGAAAGAUGGAAUCAGCAAGGAGACAUUUGAUGAAGCAGCAGCAAAAGGAGUGCAUUACCAGAUCAUUAAACACAGACUUUACAGACAGAAUGACUGCAUGUUUCAGUUCAGGUGUUCUGGUAUUGAGCAUUUCAUUGUUCAGCUUCUCGAUCGGUUACCAGACAUGGAGCUGAUCAUCAAUGUGCAAGAUUAUCCAAAAGUACCCGUGUGGAGUAAACCGUUGCCUGUCAUGUCAUUCAGCAAGACUCCUCGUGAGAGAGACAUCAUGUACCCAGCGUGGACAUUCUGGGAAGGAGGGCCGGCUGUGUGGCCGAUCUAUCCCACAGGAUUAGGACGUUGGGAUGUGCAAAGAGAUCUGAUCAUGAAGCAAGCAGUUGUCUGGCCGUGGGAGAAAAAAGAGUCGAAAGGGUUUUUCAUCGGAUCUCGGACGAGUGCUGACCGCGAUCCUCUUAUUCUCUUGUCACGACAACAGCCGGACCUAGUGAAUGCAUCGUACACGAAGAACCAGGCAUGGAAGUCUGAUGCUGACACACUCGGUGCCCCACCAAGUAAAGAAGUAAAGCUCGAAGAUCAUUGCAAUUUCAAAUAUCUUUUCAAUUUUCGUGGUGUCGCUGCAAGCUUUCGGUUCAAGCAUUUGUUUCUUUGCAAGUCGUUGGUGCUGCAUGUCGGUGACGAGUGGAUCGAGUUCUUCUACCCUGAACUGAAGCCGUGGGUUCAUUACAUCCCCAUCAGUGUUGGGCUGGGAGAAGCAAGAGAGCUGCUCGAGUUUGCUCAUGAAAAUGAUGAAGUUGUGAAACAAAUUGCAGAGAGAAUUUGGUUGCUAGGGGUUACGACUUUGUUGUCAAUCAUCUGACGUUGAAGGAAAUUUCUUGUUAUUGGAAGAUUCUACUGAAAAAGAUCGCACGUCUACAGCAGUGGAAACCCACGAGAAAUCCAGCGUUCAAAGAAAUUGCAUUGAAAGAUUGAUUAUUAGCGAUUAGUUUACGAGCACGUGGUGAU
Molecule: messenger RNA, 2345 nt
Organism: Corticium candelabrum
Lineage: Eukaryota; Metazoa; Porifera; Homoscleromorpha; Homosclerophorida; Plakinidae
Product: protein O-glucosyltransferase 1-like
Exons: 11
Coding region: 1060-2199 (379 amino acids)
Cellular component (GO): endomembrane system
Molecular function (GO): UDP-xylosyltransferase activity; UDP-glucosyltransferase activity
Source: RefSeq, a predicted model, not a curated record